UGCGUCACGGAUGACGUCAUCAUUACAUAAGCAUUUCAUCCCUGUUUCUAACAUGCAAUAGAUGAAAUCUCUUCCGAAAUCAAGGCAGAGCCCAGGGCUGAAACUCAACAGGGCCAAGACUAGCCUCCUCUUGGAUGGGAAUGAUGGUGUCGCAGUGGCUACGCUUGCUCAGCGGCUCGAUAUUGCACACUCCUCCCUACCUCUAUGUUACCUUGGUCUUCUCUUGAAUAUGUUCAAACUACGGGAUACGGAGUGUGCAGCCUUACGGGACACAAUCCGAGGUAGCCUUAGCUCUUGGACAGCGAGACACUUGUCGUUUACAGGUCGGUUGCAGCUGAUAAAAUCGGUGAUCUACAGUGUCAGAAAUUUUUGAGCUUCGACUUUUAUAAUUCCAAAUAAGUGACUUUUAUAAUUCUAAGUAAGUGUGCUAGAGACAUACAAAAUGUGUUCAACAU
Tarenaya hassleriana is the source of this 455-nucleotide messenger RNA. RefSeq lists its product as uncharacterized. The record is from RefSeq and is a predicted model, not a curated record. Bases 62 to 373 code for a protein of 103 amino acids. The transcript is spliced from 2 exons. NCBI's taxonomy places the organism in Eukaryota, Viridiplantae, Streptophyta, Magnoliopsida, Brassicales, Cleomaceae.